AUGUCGGAGGCUUCCCCCUGGGAUGACCCCAAGGCCUUCCUGGCCUCCUUCGAGCAGGUGGCCACCGCCUGCCGGUGGGCAAGAGGAGAAUGGGCGGCCCAUCUCCGGCCAGCUCUGAGCGGAGGAGUGGAAGAGGCCUUCCGGACUCUGGAAGACCGAGACCAAGAGGAUUAUGGGAAGGUCAAGGCGGCCAUCUUGCGGAGGGAAUCCCUGAGGACGGAGAAGCAGCGACAGCAUUUUCGGCAGUUCUGCUGCCAGGAGGUGGGAGACCCCCGGAGGAUCCACAGCCAACUCCAGGAGCUUUGUUGCCAAUGGUUGAGGCCGGAGAGACGCACCAAGGAGCAGAUUCUGGAGCUGCUGAUCUUGGAGCAGUUCCUGGCCAGCCUCCCACCAGAGCUCCAGAGCUGGAUCCGGGCAGGAGGACCAGACACGUGUUCCCAGGCGGUGGCUCUGGUGGAGGACUUCCUGAUGGGCCAACCAGACCCCAAGCCAGGCAGGUGGCAGAGGCCGUUAAAGGAGGACCGUCAGGAUUUCUUGGAGCUACCUGAAGAGGCUGAGAAGACAAGCUUGAAAGGUGGCCACCACAGAGGUGAUGGAAAGGGAAGUUUGGUGAAAGUGGAGAAUAUUCAGGAUGGAGAAAAGAAACCAGAAGAGACAUGUGAGGUGCUUCCAUUCCUGAAUUUGGGGAACGUAGCACCAGGCGUGGGAAGACUGGAGGGAAGCAGCGAAACCCAAACCCAGAACGAAUGCGCUCAACGUACCGGGAGUUGUUCGGGUGCCUUCCUCGAAAGCGCUACAAAACCCACUUGGGAUAAAAUGCCAUCGUUCUCCUUUUACGGCAGAAAAUAUCACUACAGGUUUGAACUUGGAAUGCAAUAUUCCGGGGAGGAAUACAAAAUACACCCUUUGUCGGAGGAAAACCUGCCCCAUAAUUCGUGCUUUAAUAAACCGGAAAAAAUCCUAACCGCAAACCGAAGCUACGAAGGCUCCGGACACGGGAAAGGGAGCAGCCUGGAGAUCUUUCCGACCCUCCCUGCAGAUUGGAAGCCGAAUAGCGGUGCCGAAAGCGGGAAGAGUUUUUGUUACAUGCAGCCGCUGAAAAGAACACAAGACCCCGGGACCGAAACGAGAAUCCAUAAAUGCUCUCAGUGCGGGAAGUGCUUCACCCACAAGGGGGAUCUGAAGACUCACCAGCGCAUUCACACCGGCGAACAGCCGUACAAAUGCUCUUACUGCGGCAAAUGCUUCAACCAGAAGGGAAAUUUAAAGACCCACCAGAGGAUUCAUACGGGAGAGAAGCCGUACAAAUGUUUGCAGUGCGGGAGGUGCUUCAUCCAGGCGGUCCUUUUGAAGAACCAUCAGAGGACUCACACAGGGGAGAGACCCUACAAAUGCCCUCAGUGCGGGAAAAAUUUCAGCCUGGGAGGAGACUUAAAAAAGCAUCAGAGGAUUCACACGGGAGAGAGACCCUACAAAUGCCCUCAGUGCGGGAAAAAUUUCAGCCUGGGAGGAGACUUAAAAAAGCAUCAGAGGAUUCACACGGGAGAG
Molecule: messenger RNA, 1548 nt
Organism: Thamnophis sirtalis
Lineage: Eukaryota; Metazoa; Chordata; Lepidosauria; Squamata; Natricidae
Source: RefSeq, a predicted model, not a curated record